This is a messenger RNA of Malaya genurostris, 1114 nucleotides long. RefSeq names its product dehydrodolichyl diphosphate synthase complex subunit DHDDS (gene Dhdds). Gene Ontology annotation, cellular component: endoplasmic reticulum; dehydrodolichyl diphosphate synthase complex. Bases 167 to 1096 code for a protein of 309 amino acids. Gene Ontology annotation, biological process: polyprenol biosynthetic process. Lineage: Eukaryota; Metazoa; Arthropoda; Insecta; Diptera; Culicidae. Gene Ontology annotation, molecular function: ditrans,polycis-polyprenyl diphosphate synthase [(2E,6E)-farnesyl diphosphate specific] activity. The record is from RefSeq and is a predicted model, not a curated record. The transcript has 2 exons.
AUCGCUGUCAUGUGAGUAGAAUCUUGAGCGAAUUACUUCCAAAUCGACAAAGUCCAGCUCAGCUCAAUCAAUCAGGCGAAUACUCGUUCUAUCUCUGUAGUAUUAUCAUUUAAAAACAGAGUAACUCAUUGUACUAUUGGAAUUCUGUUGGCUGUCACAGAAGAAUAUGUCUUCGGAUUGGGUGCGGGAGAGCGUUCUGCCCUGGUAUCACCGUGCAAUUAUCAAGGUUCUACAAGCUGGACCGAUUCCACAGCAUGUUGCAUUUAUCAUGGACGGAAAUCGCCGUUUCGCUCGGAAGGAAAAUAUUGCCAAAGCCGAGGGCCAUUCGAAGGGGUUCGAUAAACUGUCCGAGACACUGCAAUGGUGUCUUGAUAUUGGCAUACGGGAGGUCACAGUUUAUGCCUUCAGUAUAGAAAAUUUCAAACGCAGUCAAGAGGAAGUUGAUACUCUAAUGAGCUUAGCUAGGGACAAAUUUCAUAAGCUAGCUCAUGAAAGGGACAAACUUCAGCAGCGUGGUAUACGAAUUCGGGUGCUUGGGAAUUUGAAGCUACUACCGGUGGAUAUUCAACAGGCUGUUAACGAUGCUGUUGUAUCGACCGAAAAGAACGACAAGGCAUUCCUAAACGUAGCAUUUGCGUACACCUCACGGGAUGAAAUGGCAAAUUCUAUUCGAAUCGUAGCGGAAGGUAUUUCCGAAGGUAAACUUCGGGAGGAUGAUAUCGAUGCGAAUCUACUCGGCAGUUGUAUGUACAGCAAGGAAUGCUCAGAGCCGGAUUUAUUAGUACGAACCUCAGGUGAAGUGCGUCUCAGCGAUUUCCUGCUGUGGCAAUCUAGUUCCACGGUUAUCUACUUCACCAAAACUCUUUGGCCGGAUUUCAGCAUCUGGCAUCUUUUUGGAGCUGUUUUCUAUUAUCAACGAUGUCAUUGGCAAAUGGAAGACAUCAGAAAGGGCUUGCUAGAGCGACUCGAGCGGCACGAUAGUGUUGAUGACGAACGGAACUGUGAGAAACAAUCGCGGGUGAAGGAUUUUUUAAGAGGCUUGGAUCGUUUGUAUCGGGAAGAGAUUGCUAAAUGUGAACAUAAGGCUUUAAAAUAAAAAUUGUAGAAGUGCAAA